GCUCAGAAGUCUCCCGUCAAUUAGAGUGUAAAAACGUUACGCUCCCCGAAAAACAAACGGAAUCGGUCGAACGCCAGAAAUCAUCCGGAUCCGCCGUCAUCAGACAUCCGCUCGCAGGAUACAACCAAAAUAAUACAUAUACACACAGCCGUACAACAAAUGCGAUAAAGUAAUACUACCAGGCGACUGGCCAAAACGUGCAAAUCCCCCGUAUUUGUAGAUUUUCGAGUGCUCCGGAUUGAAAAUUCGCAAGUGCAAUGUGAAAGUCAGCUUAUACGACAGCUGAAUGUGUCAGUGUGUGUGAGCUACCCCUCCCCUCCCCCCAGAGGAAGUGAGAGUGUGUGUGGGUGUGCAGGAGUGUGUAAAUGUAAAUACCACGAAAAUCGCUGAACGCCGAAAAAUAAAGCACAAGGAGGAGAAAUCAGAAAUCAGCGAGGACGAAGCAGAGCAACGGUACUUGGCCAGAGGCAGACCAAGAAGAAGAGGAAGAAGGACAAGAGCAGGAGCAACAGCAACAGCAAGCGUGCUAGUAGCAGGAACAGGAGCAACAGUCGCGGAGGCAACGUUGAGACGCAUGCACGCUCCAUGCUCGCCGCUGGCUGAUGGCCAAAGGACUUGGAAUAGGAACCGCAAUCGGAACUGGGACUCCAGCGAAAGAAGCAGCAGCAGCAGCAGCAGCAGUAGCAGCAGUCCAACUCAACUGAAUUGAAGAGGAACCGAAUCGCCGCAUCAAGCAUACGCCCCAUUGCGCACACCUGUCGACAGAGUGCAGCAUGUCAACUUCAAAGCAUCAUCAUUACCAUGGAGUCCUCCUCUCCAUGUGGCUCCUCCUCCUGCUAUCGUCAUCCUCGACAUCAUCAUCAUUGGUCAGCGCCGCAGUGAGUGCGAUUGCGGAGCCGGAGGAGGCGGCAUUCCAAGGCCACUGUGGACACACCAGCCCCUGCGAACAGCUAUGCUACGAGAUCCACGAUGGAAUGUACGAGUGCGACUGCAUCGAGGGCUAUGAGCUGAACAAGAACGGUUACAGCUGUCAAGUAAUUAACGCCACUGCCAACGGUUUGGAUGGGCGUGGCAAGUCGGACGAGGAUGUGCUCUACCAGAAGGGCGCCUCGUUCAGCGCCAAGUUGGCCAACGACGACGGUGUUGGCAAGUCGAUGGCCCAGUCGCCGUUCGCCGGGCCCACAUCGCAAUCCGCCUCGCCGGCGGGCAACGGCAAUGGAGAAGAUGAGUCCGGGUCGGAGAGCGACAGCUACGAUUACGGCGAGCUGGAGGACAACAAUUCGGAGACACAGGAGCAACAGCAGCAAUCGCUGAAUCUUCAGCAACAGCAACAGCAGCGGCAGCAGCAGCAGCAACAGAAAGUCAAUUCAAACGAUUACUACAUAUCAGCGGAGAGCAUCAACUUCAAUUCGGAGUCGGAGGGCCAGGAGGUGGAUGUGGCCGACUUCAAGGCGGCCAGCACCACUCCCUCCGUUUCAGCCCCGCCCCCGACUCCCAGCAGAAGCACCACAAGCACCACAAGGGCCACAACCACCACCACGACCACCAGGAGAUCCCCCACGGCCACCGAAGCCUCGAGGGGAGCCCAGAACCAAGUGGAUGUGGAUUAUGGCAGCGACGACUAUAGCUACAGCUACAAGUCGGACAUGUCCGUCUACGACGAUGUCAACAAUAAUCAAUUAAACUUAAGACGCAACAGCAACAGCAAAUCGCAAACAUAUCAGCAGACAAGCAAUACGAACACGGCCAAGAGCAGGAGGAAGAACCCCAGCAUAACCAGCAAUAAGGUCCAAAUGCAUAUCACCAGAGAGUCCACCAAUCUGGGCAACAUAUCAGGAGUGGGAGCAGCCAUGGCAACAGACAGCUCGCCCACUUGCAAUCUCGACUGUGGCUCCGAUGGAAUCUGUGCCUUGGAGGCCACUGCCGCCAGCUCUCGCUGUCUUUGUCCAUUUGGUAAAUCGGGUGCAGGUUGCCAGGAAGAUAUCCGAGCCCAUGUACCGCGUUUUGCCAAGCGAUCUUGGCUAGCAUUUCCAGCCCUGCAUGGCGCCUACAAACACGUUCAGCUGCGCAUCGAAUUCCGUCCAGAGUCUUUUGACGGCAUUAUCCUAUUAAGCGGAGAACGCGACGAUCUUACGGGCGACUUUAUGGCUCUUUUAUUGAACAAGGGUUUCGUGGAGUUCUGGUUCGACUGCGGCUCCGGCGUGGGCAGCGUUCGAUCCAGGGAGACCAUCCUGCUAAACGAAUGGAACUCGGUAAUCAUCUACCGUCAUCGAUGGGAUGCCUGGCUAGUGCUUAACCACGGAACCAAGGUCCAGGGCAGAUCGAAUGGCUUGUUCUCACGCAUCACCUUUCGGGAACCCGUAUUUUUGGGUGGAAUAGGCAACAUUACUGGAUUGGCCAAACGACUGCCUCUAGCCGAGGGUUUUGCCGGCUGCAUUCGUCGUUUUGUGGCCAACGAACAUGACUACAAGUUUACAGAGCACCCGUUGGGCGAUGUCAUAAAUGGCUUUGAUAUACAGGACUGUUCCACCGACAAGUGCGUGAGAUAUCCUUGCCAGCAUGGUGGCAAGUGCCUACCCUCGGAUCAGGGUGCCAUCUGCCUGUGUCCCAUUGGUUUUGUUGGAGAUCUGUGCGAGAUUCGAAUGGACCUACAGGUUCCCGCCUUCAAUGGCUCUUCGUUCUUGCGCUAUGCUCCCCUGGGCGAUAGUGCCCUUAUUUGGUUGGAGCUUAAGGUGACUUUGAAACCCGAACAGGCAGAUGGUUUAGUCCUCUACUCAGGUCCGGAACACCGGGGAGAUUUUAUAGCCCUUUACCUGAACGAUGGCUUUGUGGAGUUUGCCUUCGAUCUCGGCAGUGGCCCAGCUCUAGUACGGAGUGAACAUUCCGUGAGUCUGGGUCAAUGGCACACCAUCAAGAUCUCUCGAACAGCUCGACUGGCGGUGCUCAAGGUGGAUCAGCACCAGGAGGUCAUGACCAUCUCGUCCAAUGGCUUCUGGCACUUGUCGCUGGACCAGAAUCUCUUUGUGGGCGGCGUUAACCACAUGGAUCGCCUGCCUCUGGACCUCAAGUACAAACCCUUCUUUGUGGGCUGCAUCCAGAGGAUUGACAUCAAUGGGCACUCGCUGGGCAUUGUGGCGGAAGCUUUGGGGGGCAGCAACAUCGGCAACUGCCCCCACGCCUGUGUGGCACGACCCUGCGGCCCUCUGGCGGAGUGUGUGCCGCAGAUGGAGAGCUACGAGUGCCGCUGCAGCAUACACAACGAGCGAUGCAACAAGGCCGCCGAGGUCCCGCUGGAGCAGCUUCCCGAGCUGAACAUCCACAAGUCGAAGGUCCUCGAGACGAAGGACAAUGGCGAGGAGGCAGUGAAGAAGGUGUCUGCCUGGGCGCACAAGAAGCAUGCGAAGAAGCACAGGAAUUUGCAUAAGCCAACCCCUGCUACGAGCACAAGUACUUCGACCACCACAACCACCGAAGCCCCUGAGCGAUUGGAGGCAGCCACUGCGGGGGCUCUAAGCAACGAGGAAAUCGAAGAUGAUAUCAUAUUCCGCUUUGUGCAGCAGCAACAGCAGCAGCAGGAGGAGAUCAAGAAGCAGCAGAUGUCUUCUACUGCCCCACCUGCCACCACCACUAGCAAACCCAAGCCCAAGCCCAGGUUGGCCGGGAAACACCAUGCCAGCAAACAUGAGCACCACCAGAAACCAAACGCAGCCUUCACGCGCAAGCUUAGUCGCCUGCCCACCCACUACGAGAGUUUCCAGACGAACCCCGACAGCGACAUCCUCACCUUCGAGGACAACAACGACUGGGUGGCCAGUCUGCAGCAGCAGGAGUACGGCGAUGCCAUGGCGGCCAGUCAGGCGCCAUUUGCAGGGGAGGAAUUAAACGGAAACCCUCCUCCAAUCACCAAGUCGAAUGACAAGAACGAAGGUGAUGAUGAGGACGACGCCUUUGUGUUUGACGAGUCGCUGUUUGACGCCUCCGACGGCACGGAGGAGUACCAGCGCAAGCAGCUGGCCCAGGACAUGAAGCGCAUUCUGUCCAACUCGAAUACGCACUCCAGUCACAAGAAGGCGGAGGUCCAGUUCCCAUCAGAUGGGAAGCUCAGUCCAGAUGGAGUCUCCCCCAACGAAGAUACCUCUCAGUACAGCGACGACUACAACGAAGAUGAGCUCCUCACGCCCGUAAUGCAGGCCGGGGAGGAGGAGGUGAAGCCGGAUCAGCACGCAUCCAGUACUCCACAGACCCACACCGACUGGAGUCUUCUGAAGAAGUUCGACCUGUCCGCUGAGCACCAGUCGCAAGUUCAAGGGGUGCGCAAGAAUUUCGGAGCUUGCUUCGCCGGCAGCGAUAGCUAUUUCCACUACAACGACGCGGACACCAUGAGCCAGGUGAUCAGCUACAGCAUCGACCUCAAUCUGCGCAUCAAGACGCACUCGGAGAAUGGCGUGAUCCUGUGGACAGGACGCCAGGCAACGACGGAUGAGCAUGCCGACUACCUUUCGCUUGGCAUCGAACAGGGAUACUUACACUUCCGCUAUGACUUAGGAUCUGGUGAGGUGGACAUCCGCUUCAAUGGCACCAAGGUCAGCGAUGGCUUGUGGCAUCGUGUGAGAGCAAUAAGGAACUCCCAAGAGGGAUAUCUUGAGGUGGAUGGCAGAAAGACAGCCACUCUGAGGGCGCCGGGCAAACUUCGCCAGCUCAACACGGACACGGGUCUGUAUGUGGGUGGCAUGCCCGACGUGGGGUACUUCACGCACCAACGCUACUCCAGCGGCAUCGUCGGCUGCAUCUCGGAGAUCGUGCUGGCCGGCGAAAUGAAACUGAACUUCGACCCCAAUACGCUGGGAACGGAGCACAACGUGGAGACGGGCCUCCUAUGAAACGCUGCACGCACGCCUCAAGACUUUUGAUAUCGACUAGUUUAAAUGUUAUGUUAACCACACAAAUGUCCUUUCGUCGGUUUGUGUUUGUACAAAUACGCUUUUAAAACCAAAAAACAGAGAGAGAGAGAAACGCAAAGUUAGGGUGAGGAACAUUUUUUUACACCAGGAGACGCAGCAGAGUCGAACUAAAUCUAGAAGGGAAACAUACUACAUAUUAUAUACAAGCAUAUUGAGUAUAUACAAAGGCAUACAUAGAUAUAUAUAUAUAUAUAUUUAAAGCAGAGGAAACCAAAUCGAAAAACCAAGGCACGCUUCGUAUAGAGCCUGUGACUGUCAAUACUUCAGAUCGGAAUAGUUUAUAUAUAACUUUAGCAAAGGAUUUAUAUCGAUGAAGUGUAAGUCAUAUAGAAUAUGAAACAAGAGCGGAAAAUCUGAGUAACCAAGCUGUCCAUUUGGCGCGAUUUGCGAUUGGCGAUAAACGAAAUUGACGAUUUACGAUUAACGAUCUACAAAUCUCGAUAGCGAUACUUUAGUGUGUGGUCGCUUUUUUUGAACGAACCGUUACGCUUUAAUAUGCAGAGCUGCCAUCUUUUUGUACCACACACACACAAAAUUAUACACACCACACUAACACGGUUACAAAUGCAAAUUGGCAAUUCUUUCGUUUUUCGCAUUGCUGUACCUUAAACUAUGAACUGUAAACUGUAUAACUGUACAUUCUGUACUAUUUGGCGCUUCUUGGAAGAUCCAGUCCAAAAUCGAACGAAUCAAAGACCCGGAAGAUGGUUAGAUGGUAGAUGAUUUGAGAUCAGAUAAGGUAUGAGAUGAGGAAACAAACAUAUUAAGUGGUAAGUUAAUAAAUGUGUAGCCUGUACUAGCUCGUAAGUCGGCACACUCACACACACACACACACACACGUUCACACGACAACAAACACACGCCUGCCUAUAUUAACUUUUAUAUCAAAAUCGUAAGAUACUAAAGACACCAAAGAAACUUAAGACAUACGUAAGGACACCAAAAUAUUACACUUAAACACUCGAACACACGCUGAACCAGAAUUGAAACUUGUGAGCGAUUUUUAACAAUUUAUACUACGAUACAACAAUACACACAACAGAAACAACAACAACAAACAACUAGCUAAUGGAAAAAACAAAAAAAAAAAAACAAAAGCAAAGCAAUUUAACAAUCCCAUAGCGAAAUUUUUAAAUGCGAGACAAACAACUAAUCCGAAUAGCCUGUUGAAAGAAUUGUAAAAGAGCGAACAAAGUAAGGUAAAAUGGUAAAUAGAAUUAACUAAGGAGGGAAACACGUUUGUAUUCGUCUUAUGAGUAUAAUUUUGUAGCUUAAUGAGAUAACAACCACGUAUGUAGUUAUAUAUACAUCAUAAACACAUAUGCGUAACUAUAUAUGACUAUGAGAAAAACUAUAGAAAAAAUGGCGUAAAAUGAAUAAAGAAAUCACAACCACCAAUCAAUGUAAAACUAAAUUAAACGACAUUCAAUGUAGCUUAUUUAUAUGACAAAUGGAAGUCGAGGCAUUGAGAUAUUUAAUUUCGUACAUUGGUUUGCAGAAAAUAAAGAUAAAAUAAUUCUAA
Messenger RNA from Drosophila elegans, 6483 nucleotides. Its product is annotated as pikachurin. NCBI's taxonomy places the organism in Eukaryota, Metazoa, Arthropoda, Insecta, Diptera, Drosophilidae. Gene Ontology annotation, molecular function: calcium ion binding. Bases 774 to 4880 code for a protein of 1368 amino acids. The transcript is spliced from 15 exons. The record is from RefSeq and is a predicted model, not a curated record.